Bacillus rossius redtenbacheri is the source of this 4640-nucleotide messenger RNA. Its product is annotated as ELMO domain-containing protein 3-like. The transcript has 7 exons. The coding region runs from base 297 to 1286 and encodes 329 amino acids. The record is from RefSeq and is a predicted model, not a curated record. NCBI's taxonomy places the organism in Eukaryota, Metazoa, Arthropoda, Insecta, Phasmatodea, Bacillidae.
GUUCAGAUGUUAGACAGUAAAAUGGAGUAAUGUUGUUGUGUCAUAAAUUUGUGGGUAUUGAGAUUUGAAAGAUGUAGGUCACGUGGAAUUUGAAAUUUUAAGUUUUGAGAAUGGAAUUUUGAAGGAUUGCUGGAGAAUGAUGGUGAGACAGUGGCUAAUAAUGCCGGAGAGACUUGAUUAUAGCAGGUCUAAAAUAUUUUUUAACAUGAAUUAAAAUGUGAAAAACGAAUAUGACAAUCUGCUGAAUUUAUUUCAGUCAAAGGAUUCUUCGUUGACAGAUUUCGUUAAAGUUUAGGAUGCAUGCAAUUGGGGCUGGUAUCGUUCAUCAACGGGAAAGUGCUUUAAAUCGCCACAGACAAAAUUUCAAUCUUGAAGAAUCGAGGUUGUCGAACAUCACAGCGAGAGAGGAAUGGAACGGGGUGGCGACCGUGGAGCCGGCGUUCAAGGAGAGUGUGGACCCUCGUAGGUGCACUCCUCACAUCAACGUGCACCAAGCCUUGGUGUACUUCCAGGGUUUGGACCUGUCGCAGGAGAUGUCUCACAUCAAGUCGGUUGCGGAACGAAGAGGCCUGUGCACUUUCCUGUUCUGCCUGCUGGGGCCGCCUCAGCUGGACGAACACCUGGUGCCGGAGCGAGACCUCGUCUUCGCCAUCACGCAGUGCAAGCUGGACCUGGAGAACCCCAUCCACUACCGCAUGCUGCAGACGGUCUACCAGAGACUCACGGGCACGCGACUCGACUGCAGCUGCUACGGCUCCCACUGGCAGCAGAUAGGCUUCCAGGGCAACGACCCGGGCACGGACCUGCGCGGCGUGGGCAUGCUGGGACUCCUGCAGCUGCUGUACCUGGCCGGCAGCCCGCACCUCAUGCCGCUGGCCCGCGACAUCUACCGCGUGUCCCUGGACGAGCAGCAGAACUUCCCGCUGGCCGUGCUCAGCCUCAACAUGACGCGCAUGGCGCUGCAGACGCUGCGCCAGGGCCUGCUCAACAGGGAGUGCAACGAACGCCAGAUGGUGGUGGAAGUGGUCAACGAGUUCUACGCCGCAAUAUUCUGCCACACCCUGCACAUCUGGACGUCGCAGCACAAGACAAUACGUGAUUCCGGUUACGUGCUCAAAGAUGUGGAGUGGUUCUGCCGGAGCAACGUGCGCUCCGUGCUGCGAAACUUCCACGCCCAGCUCAACUCGUACGCGUCGCACAGCCUGAAGGCGCACAACAGCACGCUCUGCCUUCAGGGGAGCUUCCACGACCUGCUCACUCAGGCCAAGACGGAGGUGUUCAUAUGAGGGGGGCGUUCCCCGCGGCAUCGAUCGUCCCACUUUCCCUUUGGUCCCUACAAUGUUCACCGAGUCGGGAUCGCUGAUCACACUUAACUUCAUGAAACUUACAAACAUUCUCGAGGAACUGGGGAUGGUUGUAUGGGCACACGGAUACAACUUAAGUUUUGAUAUUUUAAAAUGUUCCUUCAUGGGUCUUGGGUUAGUACGAGACGGCACGGCCAACCUCGGAGACGGGCGGGAAACAACCGGCAUUGGGCGAGUAGUUGUUUCCCCUCGCACACCUGAUAUUAUUAUUUUAUUGUGUGUCAGUCUUGUACGGGUAGCUGUUGCGAGUCGGCACGAUGUGCAGAACAUAAGAAAAUGCCAUCGUUUUUAUGGUGACAGGUAAUAAGUCACAGGGAAAUAUGGGAUUAUUCAAAACCAUGGCUCGUUGAACACCGGUUUGCUACACAGGACGGAAGUAAACUACCCUCUUUUAUCGCAUAAUCGUCGCACUCGCAUAAUCGUCGCAUCUACAUUUUUAGCUGUCAAAAUUGGGAUUAAAAAACUUCUCACGUAAAUGUCGCAUGAUGUUUUUAGUCCCGCUAUUAGAUGCCGAGCGCUAUGGUAGGUAUCAUUUCCGUAUAAAACGAUGUGUUUAAAAGUAGAAAUCUAAAUUUUUAUUCGGAAAUUACCACUUAUUUAAAUAACGGAAAUACUAAGUUGUCUGACGUGUAAAUUUCUUUUAAAGACAUUUUUAAACAUUAUCUUUAUCUGAUUGUCUGCGUCGCCGUGGUGUACUGCUUAUGAACAUGUAGCCAGCGCUAGUUGGCAUCAUUCGUGUUUGGUUAUGUUGCUUCUCGUAUAGAGUGCGCGCACGUAGUCGAAUAUCGAUAUCUCACCGAUUGCAUGCAACGCGUGCUCUCUGUGAAGUGCCGAGUUAACUACAUUUGACGGCCUGCAUUCUUUCGUGGCAAGCGCUAGUUCACUUCACAUUAUCAAGUGGCUUGCGUUCGCGUCACAGAUUUUGUUUUUCUAUUUAAAGUUGAAGAAAGGUUUUUGUUACAUGAAUUAUUAAUUAAAAUUGUUUGGCAUGCUCUUUUAAACUUUACUUUUUAAAUAAACGUACUUUCCAUGAAUGGGUUUUGUUUUCAUGAAUAACUUUACUUAACAAUUUUUUUUUUCCGCAUAAUCGUCGUACCCCUACUUUUCAAACUUGAUUUUAGAAUAAAAUGUGCGACGAUUAUGCGAGAAAACACGGUACAUGGCAGUUUUGUGUGUUGGAAAAUUGUGUUCAUAUUUUUGAGUUUAAGGGGAUCAAGAGUCUACGUAUUAGGUACAUGUAUACUUUUAGUGUUAAAAUAUAACACCAUAGUAUACAUGACAGGUUUGCUUCGGGUAUAGAAAACUAUGAAACCGGGAGAAAGUCAGGUAAACGAAAAAGGAUCAGGGAAUAUGGGAAAAAGUCCUCCCAUCUUUUUAGGCUGUCUGUAGGUCCUUUAAGUAUUUUUUUAUAACCUGAAACUCUUAAAUAAAACUUGUCACUUAUGAAAGGUACACUACCACUGCUUAUGAUUUUCCUAAUAACGUGGUUAAAGAGAAGGCUUAUAUCUAAUUUUUCAUAUUCAGCGGCCAUAAGUUGAGCCAUUAAUAAGUUAUUUUAAGUUGGUGAGUAAGAAUUAUUAUUGAAAAAAAUUCUGGCCCUUACCUGCAUGUGAAGUGUACUGGCCAGCCAUUUGUUGAAGGAGGUGUAUGCUGCCAUCUUUAAUAUUUACAGGAAUAUUUUCAGGAAGAAGAAACUUUAUAUGAUCUAAUUGGGUGGAUAUUAUAGUACUUAAAGAGUACUUGUAUGUCUGACAAAAAGCUUUCUCUUUUCUCGAAAAUAAAAUGAAUCCAGCUGUGAUAAAAUUAAGUAUUCAAUAGUACACACUUAUGUUCGGGACGUUUCAUUUGCCAAGAUAAUAGGAUAAUAGCAAGUUUACUGAAGACGUUAGUUGGCCAACAGUGUGAUAUUGCUAUAAACUGAGCUAAAAAAAAUUGUUAUGGUUAUGGUGUACAAAAACUUUGUAUGUUGUUUUAUCAGUUUCUGAUGUAGGAGAGUUAUCAUUUGAUGGCUAUUGCAAUAAUAAGGUGAAUCUCUUGGCGGUUGAAAAUAUAUAUUGAUCCAAAAAUUGCACUUUCUUCAGGAAAUAAUUUAGUUAGGUUUUUCUCUCUCUAUGAUACUACAGUGUAAUUUCGUCAUAAAUUCAUUUAAUUGGUCUAUCAUUACUUCAUAGAUAUUUUAACAUAGAACAUACUGUACUUUAACAAAACAAAUAUAAUAUGGAGUUCAGAACAUGUUUUAAAGGGUAUUUGUUUCUUAUAAAUAGGAAAUAGUUUCAGUAAAAAUGCUCAAUUGUAAAUUGUUGCCAAAAGUGUUGACAUGUGAAAUUUUUUUCUCUUAAAUGUUAACAUUAAAUUAUUCUAGGCAUUCUAGAUUUGUGUGGUGCGUGUUUGUGUGAAAAGUGUCGUUUUAUAGAAAAAAAUUAUUCUGUUCUGUUUUUUUUUUUUACUAAAUUUGGAGGGCACCACAGUCAUAGUUAUUCACUCUCUUACUGUUUUCUUGGUGUAUAGAAUUAUAUUUCUGUCUUUGUUACAUUUUGCUGAUUCACUUCUCAGACAAGGCUAAUUUGAAUUACUGCCAACAUACAGGUGGUGUGAUUGCACACAUGUUUUGUCAGUUUUGUGUGCUACUUUUUUUUUGCCUUGCAUUUGUAAGUUUUGAACACCAAUUGCUGAUCACCAAGUAACUGUGAACAGGUGUAUUUCCGUGGUUGUUGGUUGUUAACAUAAGCAGUGACUGUUGACUCAUGGCAUCCUAAUCUCGAUCAUGCAGGGCUGGACUGAGCUUCUAACUGAAUCAAACCGAGCUUGAGGGAAACCUUCAUUGCAUCAGAUCAAAUACUGCAAAGUAUUCUCGAGCCUAAGAAAGUUUGAAGAUUGGUUACCUUAUUUGGUGGAGCAGGGCGGGUGACUGUUUUGUUGUUGACUUCAAAAAGGUUGUUUUACUCAUUAUCAGGAAUCAUAUUUUCAAUGAUGAUCUACUGAUCUUUAUAAAAAAUUACAUGCAGUAAAUCCCUGUUUAGAAGUUUCUCAAAAGUACUUAGAAAUUUAAACUUUUUAGAAGGUAAAUCUUAUUUAAAGGGUAAAAUUGUAUGUAUUUAUAAGUUCAGUACUAAUUUUUUUAAACUUUAUAGUUGAAAUGCAGGAAAAUUCGUUUGGCAGAAUUUUAUUGAGUUUUAAAGUAUAAUGUACACGGAUGAAAAAUAAAUUAUGUGUGGUAUGUUUCUUUAUUUUUAAAUUUGUUACCAUUUGUGUGUUGUGGAAAAGGGGGGGGGGGGG